Molecule: messenger RNA, 2402 nt
Organism: Syngnathus typhle (broad-nosed pipefish)
Lineage: Eukaryota; Metazoa; Chordata; Actinopteri; Syngnathiformes; Syngnathidae
Gene: asah2
Product: N-acylsphingosine amidohydrolase 2
Exons: 19
Coding region: 109-2373 (754 amino acids)
Biological process (GO): sphingosine biosynthetic process; long-chain fatty acid biosynthetic process; ceramide catabolic process
Cellular component (GO): extracellular region
Molecular function (GO): N-acylsphingosine amidohydrolase activity
Source: RefSeq, a predicted model, not a curated record
ACCGUCGUCGUCUCCUCUUGUUUGCUUUUACAAUUUGUGUGUCCUUUUUGUAGAGACUUCCAAGCGAAAGCUAGCCGUGUUAUUUUUCUGUCCCAGUUUGCCAACAAGAUGGCCGCCAGGAAGCGUUUCACACUUUCCGCUCUGGAGGUGACGCUGACCGUCCUCUUUGUGGUCAUGACGACCGUCAGCGUCACUCUGAUCACCAUGACGGCCACCCGCGGCGCGACCACCUGUCUCGGCCCGACUCCGGACCCGAAGCCGUCUUACCUGAUCGGAGUGGGACGCGCCGAUUGCACCGGACCCCCGGCUGAACUUCCUCUGAUGGGCUACGCCAACCCUCAGCAGACGGCUGCGGGAAUUCACACCCGUUUGUUCAGUCGCGCCUUCAUCAUCAACGACGGUCGCCGCCGAGUCCUCUUUGUCACGGUGGACGUGGGAAUGAUCUCGCAGAGGCUCAGGUUGGAGGUCCUGAAGGCCCUGCAAGCCAAAUACGGCAACCAGUAUCGGCAAGACAACGUGGUGCUGAGCGGCACGCACACGCACUCGGGGCCGGCCGGGUACUUUCAGUACACGCUUUUCAUGAUCAGCAGCAAAGGUUACCUCAAGUCAUCGGUGCAGCCGCUCGUCAAAGGCAUCGUCAAGAGUGUCGAGCGAGCCCACAGCACGCUGCGGCCGGGACGGAUCUACAAGAAUCGAGGACGCGUGGAUGCCAGCAGCGUCAACCGAAGCCCUCAUUCUUACCGCAACAACCCGCAGGAGGAGCAAAACAGGUAUGACGACAACGUGGACAAAGACAUGGUGCUUCUCAAGUUUACCGAUCUGGACGGGGAUGGCAUCGGCGUGCUUGGCUGGUUCGCGGUGCACGCAGUCAGCAUGAAGACCACCAAUCGUCUGGUGAGCAGCGACAACAUGGGCUAUGCAGCCUACCUGAUGGAGAAGCACAAGAACCCCGCCGCGCUCCCCGGACAGGCAGCUUUUGUGGCUGCUUUCUCCUCCAGUAACCUUGGUGACGUGACUCCGAACAUUGAAGGCCCUCACUGCGUCAACUCUGGACUGGCCUGUGACUACUUGAACAGCUCGUGUCCUGACGGAGGGACAAAGGAGUGCCAAGCGUUUGGACCCGGGGAAGACAUGUUUGACAGCACCAGUAUCAUCGCCCAUAACAUCUUCACGAAGGCCAAGGAACUUUACGCCAGCGCGGUGGACCAAGUGACGGGCUCGGUUUAUUCGGCUCAUCAGUGGGUCAACAUGACGGACGUCACGGUCGACAUCAAUGCCACGCACGCGGUGAGGACGUGCAAGCCAGCGCUGGGUCACAGUUUUGCUGCAGGAACCACAGAUGGAGGAGGAGACCUCAACUUCACCCAAGGUUCUACAUGGACCUUGACAUACGUUUGGACACUACAUGUUUACUUGUUGCACAUGGUAGGUGCGGUGGAGGGCGACCCGUUUUGGGACGGCAUCCGAGACGCCCUGCUGGGUGAGCCAUCCAACCAAACGCAGGAAUGUCACUGGCCCAAGCCCAUCCUGUUCAGCACCGGAGAGAUGAACUGGCCGUUGCCGUGGCACCCAGAAAUUGUUGAUGUGCAGAUCUUCACUGUUGGAUCUCUAGCGGUUGUUGCUGUUCCUGGAGAGAUGACCACCAUGGCAGGCAGAAGGCUCAGAGAAGCCGUUAAACAGGAGCUUCAGCGAGGCGAGGCCUUCUCAGACGCAGACGUGGUGAUCGCCGGUCUGAGCAACGUGUACACGCACUACAUCAGCACCUACGAGGAGUACCAGGUUCAGAGGUACGAGGGCGCGUCCACCAUCUACGGCCCGCACACGCUCAGCGCCUACAUCCUGAAAUUCAGCCACUUGGCACGCGCCAUCGCUCAGGACCGACUUGGCACGCUUGCCCCGGGUCCGCCUCCUCCGUUCUUCCAGAAGAAUCUUUUCAACCUGCUACCCGCGGCGACACUUGACAGGAAACCGGACAACAGCAGCUUUGGAGAUGUCCUGGAGGAGGUCCUCCCUGUCUACAGACGGGGCGACGUAGUGUCCGUCACCUUUGUGGCAGGAAAUCCCCGACACUCAGGAGACGUGAGGGAUCGAAGCUUUGUCGCGGUGGAGAUGCAGGAUGACGCUGGCGCCGACAGAUGGACGUUGGUCCAUACUGACGCCUCGUGGGAGACCAGGUUCCUCUGGGUGAAAGGCUCAGAGCGGCGGAGCAACGCCACAGUGGAGUGGCGCAUCCCGGCCGACGCCCCUGCCGCUUCCUACAGGAUCAAACACUUUGGCCACUACAAGAGCAUGAAAGGCCUGCGACCGCUCAUCACACCCUACCAGGGCAUGUCCCGCGUCUUUCGGGUCAUCGACAGCUUCUACUCCGAGUGAUCGGCGCUUGUGACUUGCUGCUCCUUUGC